Lodderomyces orthopsilosis Co 90-125 is the source of this 906-nucleotide messenger RNA. It is a transcript of the gene ERG251, whose product is annotated as Erg251p. NCBI's taxonomy places the organism in Eukaryota, Fungi, Ascomycota, Pichiomycetes, Serinales, Debaryomycetaceae. Gene Ontology annotation, molecular function: iron ion binding; C-4 methylsterol oxidase activity. Bases 1 to 906 code for a protein of 301 amino acids. Gene Ontology annotation, biological process: ergosterol biosynthetic process. The record is from RefSeq and is a predicted model, not a curated record. The transcript has a single exon.
AUGGAUAUUUUACAUUCAACAAACUCGACAACGAGUCUUUUACAAGGCCAGGUGGGUCUGAAUGUGGUGGAAAGGUUAUGGGCAGACUGGUACAUAUACAUUGGAAACGAUAUUCUUGCUACUGGGCUUCUAUUCUUUUUGGUUCAUGAGAUUAUGUAUUUUGGUAGAUGCUUGCCAUGGUUCAUCAUUGAUCAAAUACCCUACUUUAGAAAAUACAAGAUUCAACCUGAUAGUAUACCCACUAAUCAACAGCAAUGGGAAUGUUUCAAAGCGGUUCUCAAAUCACAUUUCUUAGUGGAGGCAUUACCAAUUUGGUUGUUUCAUCCAUUGUGUGCCCAACUAAAUAUCAUCUACGGCGUUCCAUUCCCAUCGUGGAAAGUUCAAGCUUGUCAAAUCGUGUUUUUCUUCAUUUGUGAAGACUUUUGGCACUAUACAUUCCAUAGACUUUUCCAUUAUGGAUGGUUUUAUAAAAACAUCCACAAGAUUCAUCAUAAAUAUGCUGCACCCUUUGGUUUUGCAGCCGAAUACGCACAUCCUGCUGAAGUGGCAGCUUUGGGUGUUGGAACUGUUGGAUUUCCAAUUCUCUACGCCUACGCCGCAACCAAAACUGAUCUGUUACCAUCAAUUCAUUUAUUCACGAUAACCUGUUGGAUUGUUUUGAGAUUAUUUCAAGCGGUGGAUUCGCAUUCAGGAUAUGAUUUCCCAUGGAGUUUGAACAAGUUCUUUCCACUUUGGGCUGGUGCUGAACAUCAUGAUCAACACCAUCAUUAUUUUAUUGGUAACUACGCCAGUUCGUUUACCUUUUGGGACCGUUUUUUCAGUACUGAAUGUGGACAAUUGGCUAAACAAAGAAGAGAGGCCAGAGCAAACAGAAAAUCGGAGGCUCUUUAUAAGAAAAAUAUGUAG